AUGGCGAAAGCUUCUAGUGUCUUGCAAUCAACUCUCCUCCCAGCUUUCUCUCCACUCCACAAGCUCCGAUUUCAUAAUCCCACCCUCUCUUUACCACCGUCUCCGGUGUUCCGAUGCCGCCCGGGAGUCCACUGCUCAGUUUCGGCCGGCGAGACCACGAGACGAUCCGUGGAGGAAGCUCCGGACAUAUCAUGGGGCUGCGAGAUAGAUUCUCUUGAGAACGCUACUUCUCUUCAGAAUUGGCUCUCCGAUUCAGGCCUCCCACCGCAGAAAAUGGCAAUCGAUAAAGUCGACAUCGGAGAACGAGGCCUCGUCGCCUCUCAAAACCUCAGAAAAGGAGAGAAACUUCUCUUCGUUCCUCCUUCUCUCGUCAUCAGUGCUGAUUCCGGAUGGACAAACCCAGAAGCAGGUGAAGUGAUGAAACGUUAUGAUGUACCAGAUUGGCCUUUGCUUGCUACUUAUCUUAUAAGUGAAGCAAGUCUUCAGAAAAGUUCAAGAUGGUAUAACUAUAUCUCAGCUCUUCCGAGACAACCUUACUCACUUUUAUACUGGACUCGGGCAGAACUUGAUAUGUACUUGGAAGCUUCACAGAUUCGAGAAAGGGCGAUUGAAAGAAUCACCAAUGUUAUUGGAACUUACGAAGAUUUAAGAAGCAGGAUAUUUUCAAAACACCCUCAUCUUUUCCCUAAAGAGGUUUUCAAUGAUGAGACAUUUAAGUGGUCUUUUGGUAUCCUAUUCUCACGGUUGGUACGGUUGCCGUCUAUGGAUGGAAGAUUUGCCUUAGUUCCAUGGGCAGAUAUGCUUAAUCAUAAUUGUGAGGUUGAAACAUACCUGGAUUAUGAUAAGUCUUCAAAAGGAGUGGUAUUUACAGCAGAUCGACCAUAUCAACCAGGUGAGCAGGUUUUCAUAUCGUAUGGGAAUAAAUCUAACGGGGAGCUAUUGCUAUCUUAUGGGUUUGUUCCCAGAGAAGGAACCAAUCCUAGUGAUUCAGUAGAGCUAGCAUUGUCACUGACGAAAAACGAUAAGUCUUACAAGGAAAAGCUGGAUGCAUUACAGAAACAUGGAUUAUCCACGCCUCAAUGCUUCCCCGUAAGGAUAACGGGUUGGCCAUUGGAGCUAAUGGCAUAUGCUUAUCUAGUGGUGAGCCCUCCAGAUAUGAGAAACAGCUUUGAAGAGAUGGCGAAAGCUGCUUCAAAUAAGUCAUCGACAAAUAAGGAUCUAAAGUAUCCCGAAAUCGAGGAAGAAGCAUUGCAGUUCAUACUGGACACAUGCGAAGCAAGCAUAUCAAAGUACAGCCGAUUUUUAAAGGAAAGUGGAUCAAUGGAUUUGGACAUAACAUCUCCAAAACAAUUAAACCGAAAAGCCUUUCUGAAACAGCUAGCUGUAGACUUGUCCACCAGCGAGCGAAGGAUACUGUACCGUGCUCAAUACAUUCUGAGGAGGAGACUAAGAGAUAUAAGAAGCGGUGAGCUGAAGGCUCUACGGCUCUUUAGCGGACUUAGGAACUUCUUCAAGUCAUGA
Molecule: messenger RNA, 1521 nt
Organism: Arabis nemorensis
Lineage: Eukaryota; Viridiplantae; Streptophyta; Magnoliopsida; Brassicales; Brassicaceae
Source: the annotation of a GenBank genome assembly